AGCUAGCUUGGAAACCCUUUACAGAAACAGCGUACGUUACAUGCGCAGCGACAAAGACUGCGAGCCCGAAACCUAUGGGGAAGAAAUAAAAAAAGACAUUCGGUAUCGUCGCACUCUGUACCUUGAGACCGUUAUUUUUCGAGAAGCUAGCCGCCCCAGAGCCUCGGUUGUGACGCCGAAAUUUGACGACGACGAAACCGGAUUCAGUGUUGGUUUGAAGUCGUUAAUUCGUUAAAGAGGACUGUGACGACUGGCAAUUUUUCCGUUGGACGGUCUGUAGGCUUGGGUAUAGCGGGAGCCGCCAUGGCAGUCGGGUCAUUGAGCCUCCACAUCGGGAUAUGAAGAGGAACUGCAUGUGUCCUGAGUCGUCGAGAAAACGACACGUUUGUCUUUGGUCCACGUUGGAUUAACAUCCGAGCCAACCCUCCUUCAUAAUUGUGGAAUUCAUACGGAAAAUAAUCGUUUUUUUAGCAGGGGCCACAGGGAGAGGCCAGAUUCAUGACUAUUUUAGACGGAGAGUCUUCUGAGGCCCGUUGAAAUAAAUCCUGGAGUUUAAGAAGGAAAUAUUUUCUGAUUGACCGUUGUUGGGAAAGAAAGGACUGUUUCAAACGAAUUGAUUUUUAAAAGAACAAAAAGUAACGCAAGGUACCGUAGGAUAAAAAGGGGGUCUCUUUCUGCCUGCCCUUCCUGUGGAUCACAGAUACAUAUUCAUUUACUGUCAAUCCUUUUUUGGAUGAGAAGGAUCGGUGAAUCGAUCAGCUCUUCCGUUUAGUCAAAGCCUCCCAGUCGAGAGAAUCAAAGGGAUUGGAUCAUGUCGGGUCGGCCCAGGACCACAUCUUUCGCCGAAAGCUGCAAACCAGUGCCGCAGCCCUCUGCUUUCGGCAGCAUGAAAGUCAGCCGAGACAAAGAUGGCAGCAAGGUAACGACAGUCGUGGCCACCCCAGGCCAAGGCCCCGACCGGCCACAGGAGGUGAGCUACACGGACACCAAGGUCAUCGGCAACGGGUCGUUCGGUGUCGUCUACCAAGCUAAGCUCUGCGACUCCGGAGAACUAGUGGCGAUCAAAAAGGUCCUACAAGACAAGAGAUUUAAGAACCGUGAGCUGCAGAUCAUGAGGAAGUUGGACCAUUGCAACAUAGUCCGCCUGCGCUACUUUUUCUAUUCCAGCGGAGACAAGAAAGAUGAAGUGUAUCUAAAUCUGGUUCUGGACUAUGUCCCUGAGACGGUCUACAGAAUGGCCAGACACUACAGCCGAGCCAAACAGACACUGCCCAUGAUUUAUGUCAAGUUGUACAUGUACCAGCUGUUCAGGAGUCUGGCUUACAUCCACUCAUUUGGAAUCUGCCAUCGGGACAUCAAACCCCAGAAUCUGCUGCUUGAUCCAGAGACGGCUGUACUGAAGCUCUGCGACUUUGGCAGUGCGAAGCAGCUGGUCCGUGGAGAACCUAACGUGUCCUACAUCUGCUCCCGCUACUAUCGGGCCCCUGAACUCAUCUUUGGGGCCACUGACUACACCUCCAGCAUAGAUGUGUGGUCAGCUGGCUGCGUGCUGGCAGAGCUGUUGCUAGGACAACCAAUCUUCCCUGGCGACAGUGGUGUGGAUCAAUUGGUUGAAAUAAUUAAGGUUCUCGGAACCCCGACCCGAGAGCAAAUACGCGAGAUGAACCCCAACUACACUGAGUUCAAAUUCCCCCAGAUUAAGGCACAUCCUUGGACUAAGGUGAGUCAACAGGUCUUCCGGCCUCGCACACCUCCAGAGGCCAUCGCCUUGUGCUCUCGCCUGCUAGAGUACACGCCCACAGCGCGCCUCACCCCUCUAGAGGCUUGUGCUCACUCCUUCUUUGACGAGCUGCGUGACCCCAAUGUCAAGCUUCCCAACGGCAGAGAGAAACCCUCGCUGUUUAACUUCACCACCCAGGAGCUAUCCAGUAAUGCCUCUUUGGCCUCCAUACUCAUCCCAGCCCACGCCCGCAGCCAGGCCGCCGCCUCCACUCCAACCAACGCGUCUGCCACCACAGACGGCAGCAGCACAGAGCGAGGUCCCAGCACCACCACCGCCUCCGCCUCCAACUCCAUCUCCUGAGCCCACAGAACUCCCGGCCCCGCCUCAGCCCACAGCCCCAGCCCACAGCCUCUUCAUUGCCCUGACCAGGGGGUGAGCUCCGAUCGGCUCUGCUCCUGCCUCGCUCUCCUCCCUGGCAGCGGCGCAGCUAUGCUGAGGCAGCCUGGGUUCAACAGCUAAACAAUCCCCCUCCCACCCCCAAAAACACAGGCAUCCCUGAGCCCUCCCCUGACCCAUAAGCAGGUGUUCGAACUCCUCCCCUCCUCCGUUAAAGGCACCUGAAAGCGAAGCGUGGGCCGCCUGUGUUGCUGACUGUACUAAACUUCACACGUAUACACCACGCUAGACAUCCACAAGAGGACAAUCUGUAGAAAAGUCCUUCGCUGUCCCCGUCAACCUGUCCUCUCCUUAUAUUGUACCGUUUCCCUGCAUCCCCCCACUUCUCCCCCGUCUCCCUCGGUUCCUUCUGUAGUGCAUGACCUGAGUACAAUAAGGGGAGGGGGCACUGUCAUGUCCUCUCACCACUACUUCUGCAAACAAGGCAUGAGGCUCCCGCACGCGUAAACACACACUCAAGACACACACACGGAUGCAUGAUGAUCCUAUGUGGAAGGGAGCAGUCCCGCCUCGAGGAGGGAGGAGGAGGGGUAGAAUUAUUUGGACAUUUGUUUUCUUUUUGCCCGGGGUUGUUUUUAGGCAUUAAGCUCUUUUAUUCUGUUUUUAUUUUAUUUUUAUUUUGUACUCCUGGGCAGAUGUUAUUUGUUUUGGAGGGUGUGUGAUGGGCGUGAUGUGUAUCUGGUCCUGUGUGCUUGUAUGAUUUAUACAUACAGUACAAAUACGCAUACACACUUUAUAUAAUACUUUUCUUUAUGUAUAAAAAGUAUAUAUAGAUUCUAUGUAUAUUAUCUACAGUGGUUCAGAAAUCAUUUACGGUGAGCUCAUAUCUGGUGGAGCCGUGGCAAUAUUUGCUGCCGCCCAAAGACGACAGACUUCACUAAGUUUUUAUUUUGUAUCUGGAGUUGCUGGCCUCCGGCAGCCACCUCCCUCUCCUCCUGUGUAGAUGGAUGUAGGGUGCUGCUCUGCUCCUUUUGCCUUCGACUCCGUCUAAUAUCGCGUCUGUGACGAUGCAACGUGUCCCCCAGUCCACCUCCUCCUGGAGACUUCCAGAUGAUCGCUUUUUUCUUGUCUGGGCUGUUUUCGAAGCCCCGGCGGCGGUCCUCGGUGCACCGCAGGCUGUCUCAUGUCGACGGAAAUGUUAGCCACGUGUUUGUUUUCCCCUCCUUUCCACCUACAGCACAUAGAGCCGCUCACUACAGGCUGACGAAUUAUCUUCUCUACAUUUAAAAAAGAAACAAAGAAACUGAAUUUGUACAUACAGCCUAAAUGCUCCUCACCAAAACUCGUACGUCUUGUAUGUUAAUUUUUUUAUGUUGCGUUGAGUCGUUUUCCAUGUUGUGUUCACCGUAUGUAUAUAUACGCAGACCCAUGUACUGUUUAUGAGCAAAAACAAAGACGGGGAAGAAAGAAAGCAGGAAAACAUUAAAAUCAGGGCAAAACUGAUGUUUAUGGGUGUGUUAGAAGAUGAUCAGCUUUAUCCAGCCAUAUGUUCAAUCUUUACCUGUACAGUUCAUUAGAAGACCGCUGUAUUAUUGUAACAAGGACUAGUCAUGUAUAGUGUAACUAUAGUUUGGAGUGCCUUUGCUUUCAUACACCUUCGCCUUGUCUCCACCCUCACCCAAUGUUGUGACUCUCCCUUUGGUGCUGUUGAAUGUCGUGCUACUCACCCCCCACCCCAAUCACACAGCAGUUGUAUUAUAGGCUUUAGAGGUAAGGAUGGCUCUCCUUACUGCAGAUUCACUAGACACCUGUUGAUUUUGGUAGAUGUUUAAUCCCCCACACCCACAUGGACUGAGGUGGGUGGUGGCAGGAGGGGGGGGGGGGGGGGGGGGGCUGGUAUACUGUACAUAUAAUACAGUAGAGACUUUGUGUCACUGACAGUGUUGGUUCUGUUACCAAAGCCAAACGUUGAUGUAGUUGUGCCGAGCCAUCCUCAGAGGCAAUAACUCCUUUUUCUCUGUUCUCUUGCUUGCGCCCCCCCCCCCCCCUCCUAAUUCUGUUGGUGGGAGGGGGUUCAGUAGCACCGAAGGGGUUGAGUCAAAUAGCCCCCACCCCCCCAUCUCCUGCUUGCUGUAAUUUAGCAUUCAUGAGCGUAUUGCUACCCUCCACAAGGUUUGACCACUUUAACCUAACUUUUAACACCCAGUUCAUCAAAAUACUAGAACAGUUACCCAAAAAAAAAAAAACAAAGCAAGUAUAAAUACUAGUAUCAUAUACUAGCUUACAGAUGUGCUAACUGGGCCUACCUGGGAUUAAAGAGAAGAAAAAAAAUAUUAAAAAAAAACUAUUACAAAAACAUCCUGUAUAACAGUACUACUUGAAUGCCUUUGUUUGUGACUGAACUUUUUAUUUAGUUUUCAUUUGUUUUUGUUCUGUGAAGGUAUGCUAAAUGUGCGCCUCUGUAAAUACUCCCCUCUGCGUGCCCCGAGGAAUAGUUCCCUGGUACUGUAAUUUGCAUUAAAUAAAGAGUAGGAUAGCCUGGAAAUGAUCAAGAAUUA
Messenger RNA from Nothobranchius furzeri (turquoise killifish), 4677 nucleotides. RefSeq names its product glycogen synthase kinase 3 beta, genome duplicate a (gene gsk3ba). Gene Ontology annotation, molecular function: beta-catenin binding; ATP binding; tau-protein kinase activity. Gene Ontology annotation, biological process: regulation of neuron projection development; protein phosphorylation; negative regulation of canonical Wnt signaling pathway. Lineage: Eukaryota; Metazoa; Chordata; Actinopteri; Cyprinodontiformes; Nothobranchiidae. Gene Ontology annotation, cellular component: glutamatergic synapse; beta-catenin destruction complex; nucleus. The record is from RefSeq and is a predicted model, not a curated record.